Molecule: messenger RNA, 4182 nt
Organism: Nerophis lumbriciformis (worm pipefish)
Lineage: Eukaryota; Metazoa; Chordata; Actinopteri; Syngnathiformes; Syngnathidae
Gene: gtpbp8
Product: GTP binding protein 8
Cellular component (GO): mitochondrion
Molecular function (GO): GTP binding
Source: RefSeq, a predicted model, not a curated record
GUUUUAGACGGAGUUAUUUAAGCGGUGCACUCCUGAUGGAAUCGACCGGAGUUUUAAACCAGCUGUAAUCUUUGGAGAAGAUGCUUUGUCUGCGAUGGCACCCGUGGCUUCGACCUGCAGAUGCACUUUGUGUUUUCUCUCACCAGAGAGUUCACAAGCUGGCCUCGCUGCAAGACGCCAGAACGUUACCCCCAAAUAAAAUCAAAAGAUUGCUUUACCCCUUCACUGAUGUUGGCGCCUACCUGGACAGCUCUGUGGAUAGAUCACAGUUCCAGCUUUUCCACCCCUCUGUGGAGGACAUUGAAAAAGCUGAGAAGCUCUUCUGCUCUUCACCAUCUCAUAAGAUUGAUUACUGCGUGUCAGCAGAAAGGAUGGACCACGCACCCACACUGAGACAACCAGAGGUGUGUUUCAUUGGCCGAAGUAAUGUGGGCAAGUCAUCGCUUAUCAAAGCGCUCUUCUCCUUGUGUCCAAAUGUGGAAGUCAGAAUUUCCAAAAAGCCUGGUCAUACAAAAAAGAUGAACUUCUUCAAAGUGGGCAGGGCUUUCACCCUUGUGGACAUGCCAGGUUAUGGACACAAAGCACCUCAAGAUUUUGUGGAAAUGGUGGAACCAUAUCUCCACGACAGAAAAAACCUGGUCAGGACAUUCUUAUUGGUUGAUGGCAGUGUUGGUCUUCAGAAGUUUGAUCGUAUUGCCCUCGAGAUGUGUGAGGAGAUGAGAUGUCCAUAUGUGAUGGUGGUGACGAAGAUCGAUAAAUGUGGUCGUGGCCCGUUGCUGACAAACCUUUUGAAUUUCCAAGGUGUCCUUAAUUCUCAGACCACAAGCUGCUAUCCUCAACCAUUUCUGGUCAGCUCUCUCCAUUUUUCGGGAAUCUAUCUCCUGAGAUGCUUCAUUGCUCAUGUGACUGGAAAAAUCCAGUUAACGGACACCUCUACAGAUCCGGAUCAUUUAUUCGCGUGAACUGGUCUCUGAUUGGAUGAUUGAUGACCGGUGACAGACUGAUCAGCGCUGGUAGGCUAUUCAAUCAGACCUGGGAUCUAAAAUUCUCCACGUGAUAUGACACAACUGUUUCAUCAGAUUUGGUAUCUGAACAAUUAGCUGUUUAGGUUACCUUUUAGGAUUAAGUGUAUUUUUAAAGCAUGUAUUACAUAUUUUUGGCCUUAAGUUAUGCAUUAUAUGCAGUAGCGGCUGCAUAUAACCAAUCAGAGUGUACUGUUCAGUAUCUUUUCCACUUAUUGGCUCAGCCUUAGGCAGCAUCCAGGCCGGCCUUUUAAUGUAAAGUGACCAUGUGGAUGUUAUUUCAUGUAUCAUAAUGUUAAAACUGAAUUUAUAAUUUUUUUAAUGCUCAAUUUAUGAACAUUUUCAAUUUAAAAGGAUUACUUCCUACUUUGCAGAAUUUAAUUCUCCACAGUCUAGGCCCGAAACCAAUUAAUAAACAAAGGUUCACCGUAUUUGUUAGUGAGUUGCAACAAAACAAUAUCCCUAAAUUUGCAAACACUUUAAUUAUUUUUUUCACCAAUGAUAAGAGUUAGUUUACACGCAGGGUCUUAAAACUUUCUACGCAAAUAGAGGCCAUGAUAAAUAAAUACAUUUUGAUUACAUAUUUGACAUAUGCAAAGACUUGUCAUAUUUUCUGAUAAAUUGUCCAAAGUGGAGAAACACAGCUUUAAGGACAUAUAGGGCCAGCUUCAUAUGAUGAAAAAUUCAUCCCAUAUAAUUAUUUAAUUGAUAACUUGAUGUUUAUUAUAAUUAAUGACUAUCAAAAAUGCACAAAUAUUUCCAUGGUGAUAAAACCAAAUUAUCAAGUAUCAAGUGCUGCAUUGUUUUUUUAUGUAUAGAGUGCCAGGUUGUGUGUAAUGGUGUUUGCUUUCUGCUACCAUGACAAAUACAUCUAUUUACACUCGCCACACAUAUGUUAAAGAGCAAAUACAAUACAGAAUAUUACAUUUGAUUAACAAAUUGCAUCAGUCAGUGUCAUGUAAAAUAGUAAAGUCACUAUUGAUGAUCGAUUAAACAAUAAAAAACAAAAAGAAUUAGGAAACAAAUGUAAGUCAGAUUUUGUUCUUUAUUGAUAAAAUUUGAUUUACAUCCAUUGAAAGAAGGAUGAAAAUUAAAAAAUGUUCUUGGGGCAUCACUUCACCAUGCUGGCUUUUUUCUGCCUUGUCUUCAAAACGUAUUGUACUUUGCGCACAUUCUCACUUCUGGCGUGUUUUUAAUAGAUCACAUACUUUGCGUUGAAAACAUCGUAUACACCCUGUUGUGCGCACGUAAGCCUUAUCGAUGACACUUUAGAAGUGUAUGUGACAUGGCACAGAUAAUCGCUGGUACCACGGUACCACAUGUUUAUCACCAAUGAACCCUUCAACUACAGUACGUCUGACAGGCUACAGCAAUGCACUGUGUGAACCCUCUGCACUCAAAAGACUCUCAGACAUGUUUUAAAAUCAUAAAAAGUAAAUUUUAUAUGUGGUUCUUUCACGUGCAUACAACGUGUAGUCUGUGUGGAGUAAAACAAGCCGCCGCUCUUGAACCCAUAAGAAGCUACAGGCAUUUGUACUUAAAGAAGAUAACAAUGAUGUUUUUUGUAAAAUACUACUUAUUGAUGUGAAAAAUGUGUGAUGUUUCAUGUUACAUUCUUCAUAAUAAAUGUAUUCAUUUUUUGAAAAGAUGUCAACUUACACUUUCUUACGUAGCAUCAUGUGUUCAUGUGUCUUGUUAGUAUUUUUGUUAUUGUGACAAAUGUGUCAUGUCAGACUUCACAUAUACAAUUUUAAGGCUAAAAGAGAGUGAUAUUUUUUUUAGCUUGUUUUUCUAUGAAUUCAUUGAAUAACUGUAGUACGAACAGCUGAAUGGUAAUAUUUGACACCCUAUUAAAACAUUACAAUUACAUUAAUUUAAAAUGAGCUUUAAAGGCAAAAAAGGAUAUUUUCGAAAUUAGAUAACUUACCUGUCACAUUUUUGAAAAGCCAUAACCUGGGAUAGUCCCUUUGGAAUUUAAUGAAUUCAAAUCAAGAACAAAGCUGUAUGGGACAUGUUUUAAAGGCCAUUCCACUGAAUUAGAGCCUAUUGCUUGUUUUAACUCUCAAAAUAGUCUUCAAUUUCUGUCUUUUUAACUCUUAAGUCUAAUAAUACACAAAUUGUACUACUCAAAAUCUGUAUUGUCCCAUCUUUAUUUGAUUUUUGUAGAAGGUGUGAAUGUUGUCUAUCUGUGUUGGCCCUGCAAUGAGGUCCAGGGUGCACCCUGCCUUCCGCCUGGAUAGGCUCCAGCACCCUCCGCGACCCCGAAAGGGACAAGCGGUAGGAAAUGGAUGGAUCGAAAGUUGCUAAGCUAAAGAUGACUCAUUUGUGUUACAGGACUGAAAGUAUCAGUAGUGAGUUUUUAGUAUAGAUUUUAUAGGUACUUAAAAUAUACCACAUGAUAUUUAUAAAAUAAAUACAUGUUGACAAUAAACAUAUUGUAGUGAUUCAACAGAAAUAUAAAAAAAUAAAUAACACAAAAAUAAUGUAGGUAACAGGACUAUGCUGAGAUAUUAACCCCCAAUCAUAGUGGGGGUUAAAAAAAAAUGGGUGAUCUCGCUUUUGUUCUUCCCAUGUCCUGCAGAGGAUGUAAAUGAAACAACUCCCUGUGGACUUGUGGAAUACUCCACAUUUACAGAGUUGGUAAUCGUUAGGUUAACAGGACUGGGAGAGAACCCUAAGGCACCACUAAAGUGUACAUUUUUAACUGAGCUGUUGUUUUUGUAAAGAAAAUAAAGUUAUAGUAUACCGUAGUUGGGAUAAGAAGUAACACAGUUGGCAUGGUUUAUAAAAAUAGUUCUGUCAAACAAUAGAUGUUUUUAAUCAGAUUAAUCACAGUAAAUAAUUGCAUAAUUUAAAGUUAACUUAGACCCCAAUAUUUUGACACAAAUAUGUUACUGUCAGAAUGUCAGAGAAUUUAAAAAAUGUAGUACUUGAUUGUACGUCAUUUAUUCGCUCAAAACUUGGUAACCGUCUUAUCGUAAGUCCCGUUGGGUUGUAUUUUGAAGUGAGUACACCACUUGGAGUCUCCUCACUCAUCUUUGCACUGACGUAUGCCUUGACCUGAUAACUGACUGUAUAACCCGCACCACCUUUCAGUUACCCAUCCAAAGGAGCAUGUGUGCCCAAAAAAUAAAGUGUGUGAUUAUUCUGAUCUCACACG